ACUAGAAGCCGCUCUCCUCUUCUAAACUGCGUCAUUCUCCCUCCGUCUGUGAACAUGGCGGGUACCGUGGCGAACAAGUGCAUAAGUCCUCUGGGUUUCCUCACCAGGAGGCUGUCUGCUCCGGAGUUUAUCACCCAGUGCUGCUACCACAAGAAGGUGGUGGACCAUUAUGAAAACCCAAGAAAUGUGGGCUCCCUGGACAAACACUCCAAAAAUGUUGGGACUGGUCUGGUGGGAGCUCCAGCCUGUGGAGACGUGAUGAAGCUCCAGAUCGAGGUGGACGAGCAGGGGAAGAUUGUGGAUGCCAGGUUCAAAACAUUUGGCUGUGGUUCUGCUAUCGCCUCGAGCUCACUGGCAACUGAGUGGGUGAAAGGCAAAUCUGUGGACGAAGCCUUGAUGAUUAAGAACACUGAUAUUGCCAAAGAGCUCAGUCUUCCACCCGUCAAACUCCACUGCUCCAUGCUUGCAGAGGACGCCAUCAAGGCUGCCCUGGCUGACUAUCGCCUGAAGCAGCAGGACGACCUGCAGGAGGCAGCCAGGGCCAACAAUUAAACCAAAGCAGUGACACUGAGCAGGGCGUCGCUGUUUCCUUCCUGCUGCCGAGAAGAGAAGUAGCAGUAGUGCAGCACCACCACCACCAAGAUUUCCUGCAGUAUUGACGAGUAAACCUAAUAUAUACUGAUGACACCACCGUCAACCCUGUAGCAGUGCUACACCAGGCUUCCUGUGUUAGUCUGUGGUCCUCUAACUGUUAGCCUGUCACGUAAACGCACAAUAUAAACACUGUUUGGGUUGUUCGUACUGAGAUGAGCCUUAUUUUUUAAGACUGUGUUUAAGAUUUUAUGCUUGAGGAGGAGUGUUAAUGGUGUGAUGCAUUCACUGCCUAAGGAUAAAAAGCAUUCCCACGUUUCCCCUCACUCUGUCUGCACCCCCUUGCACUGAUGUUUUGAUAUGCACUUAAGCAAAAUGGCUUGAAACAAUGAAAGGGUCUAUAUGUUUGAGUGUAAUUUAUAUUGUAUUUAGUAAUGCUUCCUCAACCGCCUACAAUAAAAGUAUUUAAAAGUAAA
Molecule: messenger RNA, 1067 nt
Organism: Cheilinus undulatus (humphead wrasse)
Lineage: Eukaryota; Metazoa; Chordata; Actinopteri; Labriformes; Labridae
Product: iron-sulfur cluster assembly scaffold protein IscU-like
Exons: 5
Coding region: 55-552 (165 amino acids)
Biological process (GO): intracellular iron ion homeostasis; iron-sulfur cluster assembly
Cellular component (GO): cytoplasm; mitochondrial matrix
Molecular function (GO): ferrous iron binding; 2 iron, 2 sulfur cluster binding
Source: RefSeq, a predicted model, not a curated record